Molecule: messenger RNA, 830 nt
Organism: Sebastes umbrosus (honeycomb rockfish)
Lineage: Eukaryota; Metazoa; Chordata; Actinopteri; Perciformes; Sebastidae
Gene: oip5
Product: opa interacting protein 5
Exons: 5
Coding region: 139-672 (177 amino acids)
Biological process (GO): chromosome segregation; CENP-A containing chromatin assembly
Cellular component (GO): chromatin; chromosome, centromeric region; nucleus
Source: RefSeq, a predicted model, not a curated record
GUCAAACCCUACGGGAUAUGACGCGUGACUUAGCCUCCUUUCCAUAGGCCUUGUUUUCUGGUCCAAAGAGUUCAAACUCACAAAGCGGGACAACCAGCUAGCUAGUUUAACAUUAGACUCUGUUAAAACUUCAUUAACAUGGAGUUUGAAGACAGUGUCUUAAUCCAACGUACCAACGAUGUAAAGAUAUCCACAGCAGAACCCAACCAGCGGAUGACUCUCCACUGUCAGCAGUGCAACACCGUGUUGGGAGACUCCUUCAGCGUCUGUGGGGAGGUGAAGUGUUUGGACUCUAUCGUGUGUUUAAAAGUAACCAGUGAUGUGGUCGUCGGUGAUGCAAUGGAGUCAGGACAUAAAGGGGAAAUGGCUAAUUGCAUCUACAGUUCUCUAAAAUGUCGCGGCUGCCGCUGUGCUGUAGGGAAAGUUAUUCACUCUGCCCCGUCGCGUCUGGCCGUGGUCCGCUCCCUGUUUCUCCUCCACAAAGCAAACAUCAGUUGUUACAUCCUCAACUGCUGCUCAAUGGUGAAGGCGUCCUCACUUACAUUUGAUCUGAAGCCCCUCAGAGAAAGCAUGAAUAUGGUGAGGCAGCAGUUUGAAGAGCAGUUGGAUCAGAUGUCACGUAUUAAGAGCAGACUGGCAGAUGGAAGUGUUAACAGUGAAUUGGUCAAGUAGUGUGCACAGACAAUCUAGACUGUACCUAGCCCUCGGGUUAAGGAUCAUGUGUUAUCUAAUCUGUUCUCCCAUCCCUCUUGUAGACUACUUUAUGUUGUAAAUUGUUGUUUUUUUUAUGUGUUUUGUGUUUCCAUUAAACUUAUUUGAUGAUGCAGGUA